AUGGGGUCUGGUCCAGUGGGAACCUUUCUCAGCACCAAGAAGUCAUUUGUGCUCGUGGCCGAUGGAGGAGGAGGCGGCGGGUCGCUGGUGAUGGGGUCUGGCCCAGUGGGAACCUUCCUCAACACCGAGAAGUUGUCCGUGCUUGUGGCCGAUGGAGGCGGCGGUGGCGGGUCGCUGGUGAUGGGGUUUGGCCCAGUGGGAACCUUCCUCAGCACUGAGAAGUCAUCCGUGCUCGUGGUCGAUGGAGGAGGUGGUGGCGGGUCGCUGAUGAUGGGGUCUGGCCCAGUGGGAACCUUCCUCAACAUUGCGAAAUCGUCUGUGCUCAUGGAUGAUGGAGGCGGUGGCGGGUCGCUGGUGAUGGGAUCUGGCCCAGUGGGAACCUUCCUCAGCACCGAGAAGUCGUCAGUGUCUGUGGCCGAUGGAGAAGAAGGCGACGGGUCACUGGUGAUGAAAUCUGACCCAGUGAAAACCUUCCUCAACAUCAAGAAAUCAUCUUUGCCCGUGGCCGAUGGUGGUGACCGGCGCGCUGACGCAGUGGAUGAGAGCAUCAGCGGCAAGAGAAGUAGAGCCAACAGCGCCACGGCGACAUUCUUGUGCCCGACCAUAGCAAUUGGCUAA
Messenger RNA from Phragmites australis (common reed), 618 nucleotides. RefSeq lists its product as uncharacterized. The coding region runs from base 1 to 618 and encodes 205 amino acids. NCBI's taxonomy places the organism in Eukaryota, Viridiplantae, Streptophyta, Magnoliopsida, Poales, Poaceae. The transcript has a single exon. The record is from RefSeq and is a predicted model, not a curated record.